CCGUUUCAACGCACGUACAUUCCCGUUUCUGUUCUUUCUUUUUCUUUCUUUCCUCCUGCUAGUACACAUACAUUCAUACCUACAGAUGGACCAGCGCCAUCCAUGCAUCCGAAUCCAUAUCGUCCAUCUACCUAAACCCACCCAUUCUGACAUCUUCCGCUUUCUCCCGUCGAUGCUGGAAUGCCCAGCGAACCAGAUCUCCCUAUCCAACCAACCAUGUAGACCAACACCAACACCAUCAGUAAAAUGGAGAGAAAAAAAGAAAAGCAAAAAAGUCCCUGCAUGGAUGAUCCUACAAGAUCCAUCGUGCGCCGCUUACGUAUCACCUCGGCCCGUCUCGUCGAUAUUACCUAUGCCAUGUCAACACCCACUGAAACAUCCAUCCCUCACGAGAUCUAUACAAAGAAUCUCCCCAGGAGGGGAAGAAAAACAAGGCUGAGGAUGUGGCGAUGACUCGUGCCGUGUUUCAGGUGCUGCGUAAGGAGACUGCAUCUUAGACUCCCGUUCGACGGUCUAUCCUCGGACGCUG
Molecule: messenger RNA, 529 nt
Organism: Aspergillus candidus
Lineage: Eukaryota; Fungi; Ascomycota; Eurotiomycetes; Eurotiales; Aspergillaceae
Exons: 1
Coding region: 86-439 (117 amino acids)
Source: RefSeq, a predicted model, not a curated record